CAGGCACUCAGCUUCACACUGGAGAACUUGAUCUUGACCAACACGUCUCAAUUCAUAGGAGAAAACUUCAGUACUAAAUCCAGAGCCUGAGCUGUAAAUACUAAGAAGCUUUCAUCAUCAAUCUCAACUGUCAGAGAAAGCUUGGAUAUCUGAACCCAGCAUCAAUCUCUUGAGAGCAUUUUUCUUUUUUUUUUCCCGCUUCCUCUCUUUUUCCACUUCAUUUUUCCCACUCUUGGGAUUUAAACGUCUCCCGGUCCGUGUGGUCGCCCCCUCCUUCCUGGAGAGGGUGUAAAGUGAACGUUGACCCGGAGAUGCGGUCCUUUCUCCCGCUGACUGUGUAUUGCAUCAGCCUGGUUUCCCUCCAGCAGCUGCUGGCUCUGCCGGCGGAGGAGCGUCCCGACACGAACAGGUUGGACCUCCUCAACAAACUCUUCGAUGAGAGUCAAGAUAAAGCCUUGGCAUCAGAAGUUGGGACUCCUGAUGUCAUCCCUUCCGAAGCCCCCAGCGAUGUUCCAAAAUGGCUUUCUGGUUUCCUGACACCAAAGCCAGCCUCAGGAGCAAGACUUGCCUCUCCAAACCUCGCAUGGGCAAGACCAGCUGAGCCUUCGCGGAUGAGACGUAGAGUCAUCAGGUCUCGGCGCUAUGCUCAUUCUGGAUCCCGAAAUGGUCACCACCACCAACACCAAGGCCAGUUGAUGAGAGUGGGAUGUGUUCUGGGAACCUGCCAAGUGCAGAACCUCAGUCACCGUCUCUAUCAGCUCGUUGGUCAGAGUGGUAGAGAAGACUCAUCCCCCAUCAACCCCCGGAGCCCCCAUAGUUAUGGAUGAGUUUUGGCAGCCUGGAACACCCAUAGCGAGUCUGUCUCUUUAUUCAUUUAUUUAUCUCUUAACGUAUUGGUAGUCUGGUAGUCUUUGCAUUAGAGUUUGGUGUAGUACACUUGUUUAUCUAUCUUAAAAUUACAUACACCCUUAAGUGAGCCCCUUUCGGCUUCUUGUUCUGAUGGAUGGAUUUGGAGACUAAAAUUCAAGACCAUGACUGACGGACUCUUCUUUAAAAGCCCAUAUCUGAGUUGUCCAUCUAACCUAGGAAUGCCUCCUUUUUGAGGAAAACCACUUAGAAAUCUCGGAACACAAAUUCCAGUUAAAAACAGACUGCCUUGAAAUCCACAAUUUUGCUUCUACAACCAGGCCAAGAAAAAUUGCCUUUUAUUAAGUCCUGAAAUUCAGGGAAAAUCCUCUUUGUAAACCCAAAUUUGUGAACUCUGUUCACCCUGAGAACGUGAAGGGAGUCUUGUCAGUCCUUUUGUUUCUCCCUGAAACUCCUUCAAGAAACAGAACAGCCUCCAUUUGACAUCUUAAUCCUGUUAAUAUACGAAUGAAGGGUUGUCCUCAACACCGUCCAGUGGCCUGGCCUUGUCUGACAGCUGACCUUCCCAGUGGUGGUUAUCCUGCCGCUCAUUGAUCAAAAAGUUAAGCCCCUAAUGUGGAUUUCACUCUGCACUCAGAUCCAGAUCCUUGCCAAAACCAGUGCGUUCCCAACGACCUGGCAAAUGACCCAAUGAACCCUUUUACCUCUUCUUUUUGAGACAAUCUUCACUCAGUACGUUUACAUGCACAGGAAAGUUGAGCCAUGGUAUGCAAAUUGUUAAAAACAUAGACACAUUGCAGCUUUGUUUUGUACAUCCUCAAGCCCAAGACGCUCCAAACUGAGUGUCAUUGGCAUUCCAGAGUGUCUCGUGAAUCAUCAGAAAGAUUUGAAAAAGCAAUCUAAUCAAUCUAAUGUCGUAAUUGACAUCAUUGUAGAAAUGCCUGGUAUUCCUACCACAUCUAUUGACAUAAACACAAUUGAUGACUACUCAAGAGGAACUUGAAGGGUGGUCUCAUUUAGUAGGGAAAGAUUUCCCCAAGUUGGCACUCAAAAAUGAGGGUUAGGGGUAAAAGUUUGAAAUGGAACUAAGCCUAACUUUUUUCUCCAAUACAAGUGCAAUUCAACCUUCUAGCUACUGGCAAUAUUUGGAGCCUGAUGAUGGCAUGACUUCUGCUACACAACCAGUUAAUGCUCAUGGAUAUCUGGGCCAAAGACUAACACAACAGAGCAUUUGCAGAACACUUAGUUCACUAUUUGUGUAUACAUGUAAGAGCAAAAUGCAUUAUCUUGGUGGGCUACUCCAACAAUUUCAAUUUGCCCAUAAGCAUUUUUAAAGUCCUGUUCUGGUCAGACUAAAACAAUAAUUCAGUUUUUUUCCUAACUGCAUGUAAAUGUACUGAUUGUCAGCUUUGAACUCCCAGAUCAUACCCGACUACUAAUGCAAGAUCAGUAUGGACAUUGAAAUCCCUGGGAUUGGCCUCCAGUUGGACCAGGAAUUUCUCACUCAGCAAGACGUUGUGUUUCAGGACCACAGUUUAAAGUCAGAACCAGCCACAGCACUUCGACUAAGAUCAUUCUGGGGUCAGGACUUCACCACACAAACUGAAAAUGAAGGAUCAGCUUCCAGGGCCCUGAAAGGAAUCUGGCCAGAAACGGAGGCCCAAAGGAGCACAAUCAGUGUUGCAGUAUAUUGGCCUGUCAACCAACCCAGCAGGUGGAAAAGAGAACCUGGGAGCAAUGGUUCAAGGCUCUCACGUCUGGCUUUUUUUUCUGCCAAAGGCCAAGUGUGAAAUAUUAGCCCUUUCACGUGAUUCAUAAGUUCCCCUUGCAAGUCAGGACUUUAGGUUGGCAGUGGUUUAAUAAACCUGACCUAAUCACUUUGGUCAUAUGUACUUUCACAGCAGGGAAAGGGGGGUCCUCCACCUCAAUUAGACUACACAUUCAACAAUAACAAAUAAGAGCUCGACAUGUGGCUUCCACACAUUAGGUCUUGAAGUUUUCAGACAGUAGAUGUUGGAUCACCAAAGAAAUUACUUUCUUUUCUUUAGUUCACCCGUGUAGAAAGGAAUAGUGCUGUUGUGUGGCGUUUUUUUUGUUUAUGAGCUUAGCUUGAAGUUAUCCAUCAGUUGAAACUGUGCGAAAAACAAAAUUCUGCUUACAUUUGACAAAAACUUACACCGUGCUGAAGAUUUAAAGCAAGGAACCAAUCUAGCAAAGUAGACUUAGGCCCAAUCAAAAUUUCCCUGCUUUAACUUACAACAAAUACCAGACCAGUUCUUUGUGCCCUGUCCCAUUUCCAUUUGGGGGAUCAUUGGGUAUUAUUUGGUCUACCAAUCCAGUUUUCCUCUAGUCUUACCCAACCCUGUUGGGUGCAUGAUUUAAAAUGGAUUGCCAAGAGAAAAUUCCCUUGGCCAACUAAGGCAAUAAACUGUAGAUCAAGGGAAACCUUGAGGUAAAAGGCUCAAUCAAAAAAGUGGCUUCAUUGAAAUUGUUUAUUUCAGUGGAGUAUCAUGGUUUAGAGAGCUCAACAGUGUGGUUCCACUAGCAUAACCUAAAACUCUAAGGCACCAAGGUGGGAAUGGGACCGAAUGAAAGAAUCUCUUUUCCAAUGAGAAAUGGGGAUUUUUUUUUGUAAUAAUUUCAAAAGCCCAAAUGCCUGACCUUUAAUUAAAUGCAAAGGGAUGCAUUAAGGGGACAUUGUCCUCUACUCAGUGCUCUUUUGGGCAAAACUAACUCUAAUAUACUCAAUCAAGUAAAUGUAAUUUGGCUGUAGAAAGGUGGAUAACAGGAAUGCUGAUGAAGAAUAAAAAAUGCUUUUGAAAGAGAAUAAUUGGCAGCACAUUGUAGUUUAAACUCAGCGCUUUUGGCAGCAGUAAGCACCCUUUUUGUUCACAUGUACGUAUUUAUUUUAAAAAAAGGUUUAAAUGAGUCCUGAGUUGACGGAGCAAGCUCUGCUGUUACAUUGUGGGUUUCUAAUGAGAAACCCCAGCGACCAAAAUGUUAGGUGUUACAGCGCCCAAUCUCGAAUCUACGUCCACGGAACAGAAUAGCACCAUCAAAAAUACAUGCCCUGACAUUUCCUCUUUUCUAUGUUUGUCCAUCUCUGAAACGGUGGGCGGAUUACGAGCUGAGAAUAACUGAGGUCAAGCCCUACAGAUGAAGCAAGCCAAAGUUUGACGGGCCUUAAACUUCCCCAAAGAAUGCAACCCUAUCUAUAAAACUCAGAGAGAAACAUAAUUAUGUUACAUAUUACUGACAUACAUUUGAACAUCUAUUCUGAGACUUUGUCGGCCUUAAUUUUUUAUGCACAAAGCCGUAGAGAAUUUCAUUGUAGGAAAACAGUCCAAGCUGUUGGCAUACUUUCUGAAUUUUGUGCACAGUUCAGCUUUGAUCACGCCUUGUUCAAUCAUGAGUGUUAAAGCCUUUGUUUUUGUGCAGGUAUUUCACAAAGAGCAUUAGUUUUAAGUCACCAAAAACCUGGCGAUACUUGACAAAUCGAGAAAUUUUACAGCAUGUGAUCUACGUCUUAUAAUAAUGCAUUCUUUUAUGUCUUAUUCUGUCUUUUUCUUGUGUUACUCUGUAUUUUUCUGUUAAUUCCUUAAGCUGUUUUCACCAAGUGGUUUGGCACAGUUUGGUAUGGUACUAUGGAUGCACGAAAUUUGCUUUUUGCCUUUUUGCCUUAAACUCCACAAACUUAUAUGUUAGGCCAAUAUUUACAUUCAAUAAAGGCCAAAAUUUACAGCUGACAAAGGGUGACAUUUGCACCUGAUAUAGGCUGACUAUUACAGCUGAUAAUGGCAGACUGUUAGAGCCAGUAUAGACCUAUAUUUAUCACUGAUAUAGGUCAAUUUUUACAGAUGAUGUAGACCAAUAUUUACUGCUGAUAUUUGCUGAUAAUAAUGCCUGAUCUAGGGUGGUAUUUACAGUUUAUACAGGCCUAUAUUUCCAGAUCAUACUGACCAAUAAUUACAGCCAUUAUAGGCCUAUAUUUAUAACUGAUACAGGCCGCUGUUUACAGAAAAUAUAGGCCGAUAUUUACAGCCAAUAUGGACCCAUAUUUACAGCCAAUAUAGUUCAAUUAACGGCAAAUAUAGACUGAUAUUUACAGUUGAUAUCAGUCAAUACUUGCAGAAGAUGCACCCUGAUUUUUACAGCCAGUAUAUCAAUUGUAAUAUUGACAGAGAUUUUCUCAUUCAGCUAAUACUAAUAUCAUCCAGGUAAUAUCCUGCAUCCCUAUUUGUUAUGGUGGAGAUUUGUUUCUACAGUCAAAAGAUGAGAAAUGUGCCAAAAUAAUCGAUCCAUACCAUCCAGCUUUUUUGUCCUUGCUUUUAGCUAUCAAAUGUACCUAUCCAAGCCUUUUUUGAGCUGAAAGUCAGGUUCCUCUUUCAGAGUUGGGCCAAAUGAUAUGGAUCCCUAAAGAGAGCCACAAUUUCCAACAGUAUGAACAUGUGUAGGUAAAGCAUUGGAGAUCAGGGCAAACCUUACCAAAGCAAACUGAACCAAACUGGCCCACUUGGUGAAAACACACCUUAAGUCUCUCAGCCACGAUCCUGACUCUUGUGUCUGUGAGCAUUGGGGGGUCUGGAGGUCAAAGGGUAAUAUUCCUAAGUCUUAAAUCUAAUCUGUUCAAAGGCUUGCUGAGGUGAAACAUACCAUUCUCUCUGCUGUAAUGGAGCUAAUCAAUGUCUCGUGACAGAUCAUUAAAAGACUUUUGAAACGCUCUAAAACCCUGGUGGAUCUCUCUGCUUUUUAAAAAUGUGCCAACUGUGUUUGAGCUGCUGUAUGUAGCCUAUCAGGAGAUUUAUCUGCUGUGUUUAAUCUGCGCUCUGGACCAUUGUGCUGCCUGACUUUGCAGGACGUUUUUUGUGACGUCAAAAGUUGAGUCAUGUAAAAGUUGUGUGAGCACGACCGCUGAUACCUCCCCGUAAAUAUCCUUCAUAAGAGGAAUGAGAGCAGAUGGAGUUAGUGUGUGACAUAUUUCUGUGAGAUUCUCAGUCUCUUUACGGCCACAGGAGAGCACUUUAAUACAAACACUUGAGUUUCCUAAAUCUCCCUCAUUGUGAUGAAGUUGUGAAAUUAAAUGUUGCAUUUGAGAUUUGAUAUGUUUGAAGAUGUAGGUGCACUCCGUGUGGAUGAUUGUGAACAUUGUGUGCACCUCCGAAAUGACAUAGUUAUAUUUAGCUGAACUAUUUAAAGAAAGUUAUGUAUUUAAGUUAUCGUUGUAUGUUCUUAUCUGUUUGUCACCAAAGACUAUUUAUCUCUCCUUCAACAUGACCUUAUGGUAGGAAAGGAAGUCUUAACUGUAGUUAAAAUGUUACUGUUUAACAAUGUCCUUCACUCUGUUAAAUAAAGAACUGUACUGUA
Molecule: messenger RNA, 6231 nt
Organism: Cheilinus undulatus (humphead wrasse)
Lineage: Eukaryota; Metazoa; Chordata; Actinopteri; Labriformes; Labridae
Gene: adm2a
Product: adrenomedullin 2a
Exons: 3
Coding region: 312-827 (171 amino acids)
Biological process (GO): positive regulation of heart rate; regulation of systemic arterial blood pressure; adenylate cyclase-activating G protein-coupled receptor signaling pathway
Cellular component (GO): extracellular region
Molecular function (GO): hormone activity
Source: RefSeq, a predicted model, not a curated record